GGCAGCAAUAGCAUGGCUGCGUUGGUUUUGUUGCUCUGAAACUGAAGACUAGAUUUGGAUGAUGCCAUUGCCUAUUUUAAAUUGAUUGAUAUCAAUUACUUUCAGUGACCAGAAGCUUGUUGCAGACCGCUUCAAAAAGAAACCUUCCUUUGUUUGACUUGCACCUGCAAUUGGGAUUCCAUCAGCUCAUCUAGUCUACUGAAGCUUAUCAAUUACCUUCGUGUCCUUUUAUUUAUACCAGUGCGACCAUGAAUCCCGCACGAGGCCGUGUGCCUGGCCAAAGGAGCCCACAUGUGUUGGUAACCGACUCACGUGAGCAGCAACCAUCUGCUCAACCACGCCGUCGUCGUUCUCCGUCUACACGCUUCAUCACAGUCGACAACGUGCUCCAGUAUACAUCGGAUAUCCCCUCAAUGCAACAACGUCAUCCACCCCAGCCUUCGCGAGCCCGUCCGCGGUCGCGUAUUGCGUCCGCAACGGGUGGCUUAAUUGGCGCAGGCACGGCAGGUGCAUCCGGCGGUGGCACCAGCGCAGUAAGUACUGCGGCAACGAUGGGCCGUCUCGCAGCUCAGCCCCGUUUACCCCCUCGGUCGACCAAAGUUAGUGAGAAAUUGGUUCUUCUUCCCGAAUCGGAAGAAGUGGAUAAUAAGUUGUCAGAAGAUGAGGAGGAAGAGGGAGAUAUUGAUGAGGAGGCUGUGGAUGAGGAGCUGGUUCAGAGACUGGCGAGGGACAAAAAUAUCGAUGCCGAAAUCGUAAGGCAACGACUAUUGACACAGAAGAGGCUUGGUGGGGACUUUGGUGUUGACAAUGACAUUGCGCCCCUGCUGGCAGAGGAGGAGUUAUUGCGCCGCCGGAAGGUCGCGCCGGAGAAGGCUAAAAGUUACGCAGAGCGAUUACCGAAGGCUCGACGUGCGGAGAAAUUGGCCCGUGUGACUGCCUAUUGUACUGCACAGGCUUACAAAAUGAGUUCCCUGGCGACAUUUGUCAAGGAGAGACAUGGUGGAAAGACAAAGCUUUACGACGAUUGCCUGUAUACCGCGUACCAUUUGCCGUUAUUACCCGGUCAUGGAGGUUACAGGCUCAGAAGUAGCCCAGUUGUCAAGAAGCCUGGCGGGAAGUCUCUCCUAGAUGAAGAAAUUGAGCGGAAUGAGCUUCGUGAUCACCAUGAAGACUACAUGCCAGAAGCAGAGGAGCAUUCGGUUCUCGGAAGCCGUGGCGAGCAUGGCUCGCAACACAGUGAUAGCGAAACGCCUGGACAUGACCAGGAGGGCUAUCAUGCAGGCUCAGGGACGAGGGCCGAAGCUACUGAUGGCGCAGCUUAUGAGCAUCAUAGCCAAGCGCCCGUUGGACAACCGGAGCCGACACGAUUGCUAUAUAACGUGGCAGAGAUGUUUGUUUUCAGUUAUGGCGUGGUAGUGUUUUGGAACUUCACAGACAGGCAAGAGAAGGAUCUCCUCGCCGAUCUUGCAUUUGCGACAUCGUCCGUGACUGGAACUCCCAUUCCGCUGGCUACUAUGCCUUUGCAGGAAGAGGAUUUCGAAACGGAGGAAUUCCACUUUGAAUACUCGACUGAAAUCUCUCGUCCCCGCGUAUACAACGACAUGAUUACACUACGAAGCGGUGACCACAUGAUAAAACUGGCUAUCAGUCAUGGUAUUGCUCAGAGCACCAAACUUUGCUUCUUCGAAGAAGUCAUGGCCAGGCAAAUGGCCGAAGCAAAAGACGUACCACGUAGGCUCGCCAUGACCGGCAAACUGGGCAUGAAACGUGAAGAAGUGUUCAGGAUUCUGGGAAGAUUAUUCAAAAGCAGAGUAGAGGUCAACCUCUCCUCCAACAUGCUAGACGUCCCCAAUUUCUUCUGGGAAAGCGAACCAACUCUAUACCCACUCUAUAUCGCCGUUCGCGAAUACCUCGAAAUCAAGCCACGAAUUCAGGUCCUAAACGAACGUUGCCGUGUCUUCCUCGACCUCGCCGAAAUUCUCUCGGACUCAAUAGCCGACAGCAAAACCUCCCACCAAACCUGGAUCAUCAUUGUCCUAAUCAUCAUCUCCAUCCUUGUCACCACCUCCGAAGUGUUCCUCCGAUUCGGCCUCCUCUCCUCCGGCAAAGGCGCCUCGUCCACCUCAUUCGCCGCAGCCCUCUUCUCGCGGGCCCUGAACCCGACUCCCCCGUCUUGUUCUUGUCCUGCCCCUGUCCCGAGCACAGGCUUAAACGCAACAGCAAUGGGGCUAUUAAAUUCAUAAUAAUACUUUCUCCUUGGUCAUGGCCAAAUUAGGAUCCUAUAAUCAUCUUUAUUCCCUUGUUUCCUCACUCCUUGUCUAUUGAUGAUGUACAUAGUAAUAAUGCAGGGUAUUGCUAUUCUUUGUUUCCAUGGGAGAUAAAGAAGCUGGUAUUCUCAAAGUAUAAUCCGAAGCAUAUCUACAAUCCUGUAAGUACUAAUCCAACGGUCCCAUUAAUGUGAAUG
Messenger RNA from Aspergillus caelatus, 2464 nucleotides. RefSeq names its product RMD1 family protein. Lineage: Eukaryota; Fungi; Ascomycota; Eurotiomycetes; Eurotiales; Aspergillaceae. The record is from RefSeq and is a predicted model, not a curated record. The coding region runs from base 249 to 2243 and encodes 664 amino acids. The transcript is spliced from 4 exons.